Messenger RNA from Drosophila subpulchrella, 2984 nucleotides. It is a transcript of the gene Vps53, whose product is annotated as vacuolar protein sorting-associated protein 53 homolog. Gene Ontology annotation, biological process: retrograde transport, endosome to Golgi. The record is from RefSeq and is a predicted model, not a curated record. The transcript is spliced from 4 exons. Lineage: Eukaryota; Metazoa; Arthropoda; Insecta; Diptera; Drosophilidae. Gene Ontology annotation, cellular component: GARP complex. The coding region runs from base 80 to 2758 and encodes 892 amino acids.
UGCACUCCAUCCCUGGUUGUUCCACGAAAGAAAAAUAACAACUUAUUAUAUUAAAAUAAAUUAAUAAAAAUUAUUAGCGAUGAGCGAGGCUGCGGUUGGUGUAGAGGCGGAGGAGCGUAUGGUGGCCAAUAACAAGAUUCACUUCACCAAGGAAGUGAAACAGGUCAUCGACAAGGUCCUCAAAACGGAGGAUCCCAUGGAUGCGCCGGACUUCAACACCGUGGACUACAUCAACCAGCUGUUCCCCAACGAGCAGUCGCUGGCGGGGAUCGACGAGACCAUCCAGAAGAUGCAGUGCGAGGUGUCGCUGAUUGACGACAACAUCCGAUCCGUGGUUCGUGGCCAGACGAACACUGGCCAAGAUGGCCAGCUGGCACUGUGCGAGGCCCAGAAGGUUAUCAGCUCCCUCUUUAGCCACAUCAUCGACGUGAAGACUCGGGCGGAACGCACCGAGGAGAUGGUCAAGGAGAUAACCCGGGAUAUCAAGCAGCUGGACUGCGCCAAGCGCAAUCUCACCGCUGCAAUCACCACCUUGAAUCACCUGCACAUGCUGGUGGGCGGAAUCGAAAGCCUGAACAAGCUGAUCGAGCGGCGAUCCUAUGGCGAAAUCCUCAAUCCCCUGCAGGCCAUCACCGAGGUUAACCAGCACUUUCAGCAGUUCUCCGACAUUGAGGAAAUCAAGAAUCUCUCGCAAAGUGUGGACAAAAUCCAGGUAACACUGGCGCAGCAAAUCACCGAGGAUUUCAAGGAGGCGUUUGCCGCCAAGCCUUCGGCACAAAACCAACACCGUUUGGGACUCAAUCAACUGGCCGAUGCCUGCAAGGUGAUGUCCGUGUUGGAUCCCAAAGUGAAGAAGGAACUGCUCAAGUGGUUCAUUGCCCAACAGCUGGAGGAGUACACGCACCUGUUCCACGAGAAUCAGGAUAUUGCCUGGCUGGACAAGAUCGACAAGCGUUAUGCCUGGCUUAAGCGGCAUCUGCUGGACUUUGAGGACAAGUAUGGCCCGGUUUUUCCGCUAGACUGGGAAGUCUCCGAGCGCAUUACAGUGGAGUUUUGCCGGCAGACACGUGAGCAGUUGGCACAGAUUAUGUCCAAGCGCACCAACGAGAUCGAUGUGAGACUACUGUUGUUCGCCAUCAACAAGACGCAGGCAUUCGAACAGCUCCUCUCGAAACGCUUCACGGGAGUCACGCUGGGAGCUAAGCCAACGGAGCAAGCAAGGGUGCUCACUGAGCCGUCGGCGACGGACGCUCUUGUGGGCGCGACCGUCUUCCACGAUCAAAUCGGGCAAUGCUUCAAGCCGCACUUGGACAUCUACAUACGAAGCAUCGACCGGAAUCUCUCGGAGCUAAUGGAGAAAUUCGUAGAGAUGUCUCGGGAACCGUACAAGUUUGCCGAGGCCAAGACCACCGUGUAUCCCAGCUCCGGAGAUCUUUUCGUCUUCUACAAGAAGUGCAUGGUGCAGUGCAACCAACUGAGCAACGAGCAGCCCAUGUAUGACCUCGCCCUGGUGUUCAAGAAAUAUUUGCGGGAGUACGCCUCCAAAGUGCUCGAGGGCAGUACACCAAAGCUGGUACCAGCCACCACAGGGAGCUCCAUCGGCAAGAGCGUCUCGUUGUUGACGCGAGACAUGCAGAAUUUGUCUACUGCCGCUGGUCAGGUGUUCCACAACUUUCUCAAGGAGGGAGACACGCAGCGAUUUUCAAGGGAUGACCUCGUGCGCAUCUGCUGUGUUUUGACCACCGGUGAGUACUGUCUGGAGACUGUUCAACAACUGGAGGAUAAACUGAAGGAAAAGGUGACAUCUGCCUAUGUAAGCAAGAUUGAUAUGAGCGAGGAGAAGGACGUUUUUCAUCGCAUUAUAUCCAACUGUAUACAGCUUCUGGUCCAAGAUCUGGAGGCUGGCUGCGAAGCUUCGCUUCAGGCGAUGGCCAAGGUGCAGUGGCAGCACAUCAACAAUGUGGGCGACCAGAGUGCCUUCAUCAGCAGUCUCUGCGGCAACUUCAAGCAGACAGUGCCCACCAUUAGGGACACACUGGCCAGUUCGCGCAAGUACUUCACGCAGUUCUGUCACCGCUUCGUGGCCGCCUUUAUACCGAAGUUCAUCAACGUGCUGUACCGCUGCAAGCUAACCCUUUCGGAUGGAUCCAAUAAUGUGCUGGGCUGCGAGCAGCUCCUGCUGGACACCCAUUCACUGAAGACGGCUCUUCUGGAACUGCCUUCGGUGGGAUCCAGUGUAAAUCGCAAGGCUCCCACCAGCUACACUAAAGUAGUGGUCAAGGACAUGACACGGGCCGAGAUGAUCAUCAAGGUGGUGAUGACGCCAGUCCAACCGCCAGCGCACUUCACCCAGCAAGUACUUAAACUGCUGCCCGACAUCACCAUUGCGGAGUACCAAAAGAUUCUGGACAUGAAGGCCGUCAAGCGGGUAGAUCAGCUGCAACUGAUUGACCUUUUCAAGCACACGGCGUCGGCAGCGGCUGUUAGUGGCUUAAUAGAGGCAACUGUUGGAGACGAAGACACCCAAGGUACAGAAACGGCAGCCACAACCGCCGGAACCACUGACGAUGCCGAACCCUCGACAGGAGCAACUGAUUCCAGUACGACCACGGCAACAACGGCGUCUUCUUCCACACCCAAGCGUGCCUUUAUCUUUAGCGUGGGCAGCUUCACCGGAAGCGCGGACAAGAACGCCGAUGGCAGCUCGCAGACGGGCAUCCGCAAACUAGAGAGCCUAUUGAAGAAGCGCUUCCCCUAGGCGAUAUAUAUCUAUCUAUGCUGAGAAAUCAUUCCAUUGAACUUGCUUUAGUUUGACAAUAUUGUUUAAUGCUUAUUUGCUUAAUUUAUUGAGCCUAUUCGGUUUAAAUGGUGUAAUUAGGUUUGUAGUGACAAAUGACACAUUAGUUCUGUAGUUUUGUAUUAUUUGCAAUCCAUCCACGUAUUUAAAACAUAUUAAUUAAAUAUUAGCCCCUGUGUUUAACAAA